AGUGAACCAGUGAGACAGUUAGAACCAGUUAGAACCAGUGAACCAGUUUGAACCAGUGAACCAGUUUGAACCAGUGAACCAGUUAGAACCAGUGAACCAGUUAGAACCAGUGAGACAGUUAGAACUAGUGAAUCAGUUAGAACCAGUGAGACAGUUAGAACCAGUGAACCAGUUAGAACCAGUGAGACAGUUAGAACCAGUGAACCAGUUAGAACCAGUGAGACAGUUAGAACCAGUGAACCAGUUAGAACCAGUGAGACAGUUAGAACCAGUGAACCAGUUAGAACCAGUGAACCAGUUAGAACCAGUGAGACAGUUAGAACCAGUGAACCAGUUAGAACCAGUGAACCAGUUAGAACCAGUGAGACAGUUAGAACUAGUGAAUCAGUUAGAACCAGUGAGACAGUUAGAACCAGUGAACCAGUUAGAACCAGUGAACCAGUUAGAACCAGUGAGACAGUUAGAACCAGUGAACAGUUAGAACCAGUGAGACAGUUAGAACUAGUGAAUCAGUUAGAACCAGUGAGACAGUUAGAACCAGUGAACCAGUUAGAACCAGUGAACCAGUUAGAACCAGUGAGACAGUUAGAACUAGUGAAUCAGUUAGAACCAGUGAGACAGUUAGAACCAGUGAACCAGUUAGAACCAGUGAACCAGUUAGAACCAGUGAGACAGUUAGAACUAGUGAAUCAGUUAGAACCAGUGAGACAGUUAGAACCAGUGAACCAGUUAGAACCAGUAAGUCACAUGAGUUGAACCAGUGAGCAGACAGAGAGAACUAUGUGGUACUAUAGAGACCAGAGAACUACGAUGAACACUGUGUUCUGAGAGAGAAGACGACAGACGCUUCCACUGUUGGCCCUUCUACAGGGGGCACCAAUGCUGUGGUCAGAAAUUGAGGGACCCACCACCACUACUACCGAGCUUCACCACCACCCCUCUGACCAGCAACACAAAGUCCCAUAGGAGGAACCCGGAAGUGAAGCAGGAAGUAAGCGGCAGUGGCAGCAGAAAGCAUGCUGGGAUGUGGGGGCGGGGCCAAGCUGCGCCACAGUUUGACGGUGGCCUCGGGAUUCAUUGAAAACCUGUGUUUCUCGGGGAUAGCGUACGGCUGGGCGUCGCUGGUGUUCAUCCUUAAGAACGACGGCUACUUCAGUGACCUAUGUGACAUCACUGCCAACGCCUCUGACCCCAGUGACAUUAUCACGUUGUCAGGGGAGCGGCCCAGUGAUAACAUUAUACAGUCAGACUGUAGUGGACAGGAUGAACAGUUCUCCCUAAUCUCUCUCCCUAUCCCUCCAUCUCUCUCAGACUGUAGUGGACAGGAUGAACAGUUCUCCCUAAUCUCUCUCCCCAUCCCUCCAUCUCUCUCAGACUGUAGUGGACAGGAUGAACAGUUCUCUCUGGUCUUCACCGUCGCCUCCUUCUCCAUGAACUUCCUGCGUUUUCCUCUGGGCUUCCUGUUCGACCGCUUCGGCACCAUGGCGACCAGGCUCCUGGCCACAUGUCUGUACACCACGGGGACCUUGUUGAUAACUGUCUCCAGUCCAGAGCAGUCAGCGUUGCUGUUUCCUGCCAUCUCGUGCCUGAUCACAUCUGGAAUGUUGUUCUACACCACCAAUGCUCAGGUGGGGAACCUGUUCGACAGCCACCGUUCCACGGUCAUAUCGGUCUACGCCGGAGCCUUCGACUCCUCCGCCGCUGUCUUCCUCAUCAUCAAGUUUUUGUAUGAAAAAGGGGUCUCUUUCCACUCCUCCUUCCUCGUUCUCUCCGUCUGCAGCGUCAUCCACGUCUUCCGGACGUUCUUCCUCAUGCCCAAGACCCACAUCCCCUACCCACUCCCCGACAGAUACGCUUACGGGGUGAGCUGCGGUGGCCGGCGUUGGGAGAAAGGGGGAGAGAGAGGAGAAAAGGACAGAGGAGGAGCAGAGAGAAAAGGAGAUGUAAAUGCCAGAUAUCAGAACAAUGCUGUGUUACAGAAGGCUGACAGAGCCCCGCUGCAGUUGCAGGACAAAGCAGGACCUUCCAGACCCGAUCAGCCUGAGAGAGUUACCAGUUUUAGGAGUUGUGUCCUGUCCUGGUUCUUCCUGUGGCACCUGGUCUGGGUGGCUGUCAUGCAGUUCUGUCACUUCCUGUUCAUCGCCACGGUGAACCCCAUGCUCAACCGGCUGGCCAACAGAGACCAGACCCUGGUGAGUCAGUACACCAAUGCCUUUGCCUUCACCCAGCUCUGUGGGGUCCUCUGUGGUCCCUGGAAUGGCCUCAUCAUGGACAGACACAAGGGGAAGCCACUGGCUCCAGGAGAGACAAAGCAAGAAGCCGACCUGCGCUCCUCUUCUCUCUCCCUCUUCCUCACCUCCCUCCAGUGCCUCCUCUUCUACGUCUGCGUCUCCUCUCCUCUCCUUCCUCUCCAGUACCUCACCUUCAUCCUGCAAGUCCUCAACAGUGCCUUCAUCUAUGGUGGACACCAAGCCUUCCUCACCAUCGCGUUUCCCGGCUGCCAUUUUGGUAAGUUGUCUGGUCUGACAACAUCUCUGUCAGCUGUGGUUCUGCUGCUCCAGUUCCCUGUUCUACACCUCAUCAGAGAGUUGCUGCAUGGAGACCCUAUCUAUGUGAACGUGGGUCUGACCCUCCUCACCCUCCUCACCUUCAUCCACCCCCUCCACGUCCACCUCCACUGCCGCUCUCUAGCCAGUCAGAGGAGGGCUAGGACCGAACAGGAAGUGACAAACUCAGGGUCAGAGGUCACCUGCAACAGGCUGGUGGGGAUGUGACGACAACCAACAACAGUAGUGGUGCGUCUCAAUAGUCUAAAGUCGCUUCCUCUCCUUGUCUCCUUUCUUUGAUAACAUUGAUCUGAUAAAAUUGGUGGAAAACAGGGUCUGUGUCCCAAAUAGUGCCCUAUCCCCUACAUGAGGCAUUACUUUUGAUGGGCCCUGGUUAAAAGUAGUGCCCUAUAUUAGGGAAUAGGGUGCAUUGGGGCACAAACAGGUGCCUCUGUAGGAUGCCUUCCCUUCGCCAUCUUGCUUUCACUUGUCCGAUGUAGGUGAAGAAGAGGAGACGAGGAGAGAAAGCAUCUUUAGACUGUUGGGCUGCAUCCAGGACAAGUGCCACUACAUCAUGGACAUCGCCACUGACUGUUCAAUGCAGGGCAAAGGAGGACAGUGACCAAAGUGAAGACCUACUGUAAUGUGUGUGUUAACCUGUCUGAUUGUAAUAAAGAAUACAACUAAACUGUGAAACAACAAAGUCCAAAGUAUAGUUUAGGUUUGAAUGGUCAAAAUAUCAAUCACAAUGGGUUAAAUAUGUGGCUCCCAAGUGACGCAGCGGUCUAAGGCACUGCAUCUCAGUGCUAGAGGCGUCACUACAGACCCUGGUUUGAUCCCGGGCUGUAUCACAACCGGCCGUGAUCGGGAGUCCCAUAGGGCGAUACACAGU
Messenger RNA from Oncorhynchus gorbuscha (pink salmon), 3438 nucleotides. RefSeq names its product solute carrier family 43 member 3-like. Bases 1017 to 2774 code for a protein of 585 amino acids. Gene Ontology annotation, biological process: transmembrane transport. Gene Ontology annotation, molecular function: transmembrane transporter activity. The record is from RefSeq and is a predicted model, not a curated record. NCBI's taxonomy places the organism in Eukaryota, Metazoa, Chordata, Actinopteri, Salmoniformes, Salmonidae. The transcript is spliced from 13 exons.